Bicyclus anynana (squinting bush brown) is the source of this 675-nucleotide messenger RNA. RefSeq lists its product as uncharacterized. The record is from RefSeq and is a predicted model, not a curated record. The coding region runs from base 67 to 675 and encodes 202 amino acids. Gene Ontology annotation, cellular component: plasma membrane; gap junction. The transcript has 4 exons. Lineage: Eukaryota; Metazoa; Arthropoda; Insecta; Lepidoptera; Nymphalidae. Gene Ontology annotation, molecular function: gap junction channel activity.
GGUACACGUUAGAUGGCGCUGUUGCGUAGGUAGGCGCUAAGCUGCCAGUAUAGCGACAACCGUCCGAUGGGAAAGACGUCCGGGGGUCGGCCCGAGCCAGGAGUACGCUCGCACAGAGUAAAUAAUCGCAGGGAGUCGGGCGUGUCGUGGGGUCGCCGCGGGCGCGGGGUCGGCGGGGGGCGCGGCGCGAGCGGCGCGAGCGCGUGGCGGCGGCGCGAGCGCCUCGCGCAGUCUCGCAGGCCCAUGGAGAUCCUCACCAGCCUCUAUGCGCUGCUGUCUGGCGGGCAAGGUGUUAACCCGAAGAUCGACUCCGUCGCGUUCCGACUGCACUGCGGGGCCACGACCGCGGCGCUGCUGGCGGCGAGCGCGGCGCUCACCACGCGCCAUCUCGUGGGCAACCCGAUCGACUGCAUACACACGAGGGACAUCCCCGAAGACGUGCUGAACACAUACUGCUGGAUCCACUCGACGUUCACAGUGGCGGGGGAAGCGGGUGCCUAUCCGGGCGUACGGGGUGCCGGCAGCUCCCCGCGCCGCUACGGCAAAUACUACCAGUGGGUCGCCUUCAUGCUGUUUCUGCAGGUCAGUAUAUAUACCCUAGCACUGGACACGCACUGCUGGAUUCACUCGACGUUUACAGUGGCGGGGAAGGUGGGCACGAAUCCGGGCGUGUAG